Messenger RNA from Rhincodon typus (whale shark), 607 nucleotides. It is a transcript of the gene rpl26, whose product is annotated as ribosomal protein L26. Gene Ontology annotation, biological process: cytoplasmic translation; ribosomal large subunit biogenesis. Gene Ontology annotation, molecular function: RNA binding; structural constituent of ribosome. NCBI's taxonomy places the organism in Eukaryota, Metazoa, Chordata, Chondrichthyes, Orectolobiformes, Rhincodontidae. The transcript is spliced from 4 exons. The coding region runs from base 69 to 560 and encodes 163 amino acids. Gene Ontology annotation, cellular component: ribosome; cytosolic large ribosomal subunit. The record is from RefSeq and is a predicted model, not a curated record.
UGGAGUUCACCUGAGGAACCUCCGUGCAGUAACGCGAGAUUUGACAUCUGACAAGUAACACAACGCGCAUGCGUACGUUCUCUUUUCACCGGCGGCCAUUGAGGACCGAGCAGGAGGCCAAUAUGAAGUUCAACCCCUUUGUCACAUCUUCCCGGAGGAAGAAUCGCAAGAGGCACUUUAAUGCUCCAUCUCACAUUCGCAGGAAAAUUAUGUCCUCUCCACUCUCCAAGGAGCUGAGGCAGAAAUACAAUGUUCGCUCGAUGCCCAUACGCAAGGAUGAUGAGGUUCAGGUCGUCCGAGGACAUUACAAGGGUCAACAGAUUGGUAAAGUUGUCCAAGUAUAUAGAAAGAAGUAUGUAAUCUAUAUUGAGCGUGUGCAGCGUGAAAAAGCCAAUGGUACCACAGUUCAUGUUGGCAUUCACCCCAGCAAGGUAGUUAUUACCAGGCUAAAACUGGACAAAGAUCGCAAGAAGAUCCUGGAACGCAAGGCAAAAUCUCGCCAAGUUGGCAAAGAUAAGGGCAAAUAUAAGGAAGAAUCAGUUGAAAAAAUGCAGGAGUAAUUAAAUGUUCCACUUUGGCUGCUUUCAAUAAAGACUCAAACAAAUCA